Pyrenophora tritici-repentis Pt-1C-BFP is the source of this 2437-nucleotide messenger RNA. Its product is annotated as endothelin-converting enzyme 1. Gene Ontology annotation, molecular function: metalloendopeptidase activity. Gene Ontology annotation, biological process: protein processing. The record is from RefSeq and is a predicted model, not a curated record. NCBI's taxonomy places the organism in Eukaryota, Fungi, Ascomycota, Dothideomycetes, Pleosporales, Pleosporaceae. Gene Ontology annotation, cellular component: plasma membrane.
AUGUCCGAGAAGGCGCAGCUCAUCGCGUCUGCCCCUGCAAGGGUGCAGCCAGACCCGAUGCACCGCCACCCCAAACGUCAAGCUAUAGGAAGGCUGUUCGCCAUCGCCGCGACAGCUUCUAUUGUUCUCUAUGGCCUUCCACAAGUGGGUUACGAGCCUACUGCCGUUUUCGAGGAUGAAAGUGAGCUAUGCUUAACCCCAGCCUGUGUGCAUGCGGCGUCCGAAAUUCUUUACAACCUCUCUCCUCAAUACAAAGAGCUUGACCCAUGCGAUGACUUUGAGGAGCUUGUAUGUGGCGGCUGGAGAGAUCGCCAUGACCUCCGCGCAGACCAAGGUGAUGCCUUCACGGGGACCAUCAUGUCCGAAAACUCGCAGAUGCUGCUUCGCCACAUUCUUGAGGCGCCAUACCCGAAGGAUUCUCAACACUCUUACUUUUCACCCAUGCAACUAAAGACAGUUGCGAAGUCAGCGGAUGAGAAGAACUUCGACAAGAUGAAAGCUGCAUACGACGCUUGUCUUAAUGAAGACAAGAUCAAGAGCAUCGGCGCUGAGCCACUCAUGAAGGUCUUAGAUGAGAUCAAGAAUACAUACCCAGCUGCCGCAACCGACUCCGAGCAGUCGAUCAAGGACGCAAUCCUUCUUUUGGCCAAGUAUGGCGUAACAGCUCUUGUUACAGCUGGUACUGGCGCCGAUGACACUGACCCGGACACUGUUGUCGUGUCUGUUAGUGCACCUUACAGCUUUGGCCUGCCAUCGAAGGAACGCUACGAGGACGAGAAGCUAGUUGAGCAGUAUCGCAAGAUGACCAUCGAAGUAUUGAGCGCUCUAUACCCAGAUCAAAACAAGAAUACCUUUUCGGGUAUCAUCGAUCUUGAAAAGAAGCUUGCAGCUGCAUCUCCGAGCGAAGAAGACCGUGAGGACGUUACAAAGUACUACAACCCUAUGCUCAUUGAUGAAGCGGCUGCAAUUGCUCCAGAAAUCGAACUCAAGGCAUUCCUUGCCGGCCAAGCUCCCAAGGAUACUAAGAUUGAGCGCGUCAUUGUAAUGACUCCAAAGUACCUCAAGGAUCUGUCAACCAUUCUCGCUGCUACACCUGCGGAUGUACUACAGAGCUACUUCCUCUGGAAGGCCGUACAGUCCUUCUCCUUUUAUGUUGACGCGGACGCUGUCAAGCCCUACCGCCGCUUUGUCAACAUGCUCGCUGGCAAGGAUCCCGAUUCUGCCCCCGAGCGAUGGCGCAGCUGUGUCAGACACGUAGACGGCGGCCUAGGAUGGAUUUUGAGCCGUUUCUUUGUCGAAAAGGCGUUCUCGGCUGAAGCGAAAACCUUUGGUGAUACCAUUAUCACGGAUAUCAAAACGGAGUUCGCAAAGAAGCUGAACGCUGCUGAAUGGAUGGAUGAUAAUACGACGAGGAAGGCUGUUGAGAAGGUCCACAACAUUGUCCAGAAGAUUGGAUACCCCACCAAAAGCCCCGAUAUCAUGGAUCCCCCUACACUCGAGAGCCACUACGAGCCUGUUAAUAUCUCUUCGGAUGCGUUCUUUGCCAAUGCGCUCGCAAUGCGCCGCUUCUCAGUUAAAGAUGAAUGGUCCGCUCUCGGCAAGCCUGUCGAUCGUGAUCAGUGGGGAAUGACUGUCCCAACAGUGAACGCAUACUACAACCCUCCUGGAAACGAGAUCGUCUUCCCCGCGGGUAUCAUGCAGUUUCCCGUUUUCGACGUCAACGUCCCUGCCUACAUGUCAUACGGCGCUUUUGGCUCCGUCGCCGGUCACGAGCUUAGCCACGCGUUCGACAGCACCGGUCGACACUACGACCAGAACGGUAACUACACAGACUGGUGGUCGAAGGGUACGAUCGACGCCUUCAAGAAGAAGACCGAAUGUUUUGUCGAACAGUACUCCAAUUUCACAGUUCCAGGCCCAGAUGACAAGCCACUGCACGUUAACGGACGCCUCACACUUGGCGAGAACAUUGCCGACGCAGGCGGUCUAUCGGCUUCUUUCCAAGCCUGGAAGCGUCGGUCAGGCGAGACGCGCAACAAGAACCUUCCAGGCCUUGACCACUUUACCCAAGAGCAAAUGUUCUUUGUCAACUACGGCAACUGGUGGUGCGGUAAGACACGGAAGGAUACGGCGAUUAACUGGAUCUACACGGACCCGCACGCACCAAAGUGGGCAAGAAUUCUGGGUACGAUGGCAAACUCCCGGGAGUUUAGGGAAAGCUUCCAGUGCAAGGUCAAAGAGCCAACUUGUCAGCUUUGGUAAGCGGCAAAGGGCGAGCAUAUUAGAGAGCUAGCUGUACAGUGCUGGCGGACUGGGUAACCUAGCCCCCCUGAACCAUCCUUGUUACCAAGAAUCGAUCGCUUCCCUUUCCUUUGAGUGUUCCUUGUACAAUAAUCGCAUUCUUAUAAGUAUUCAUGAAAUCAAAAUGGUGAUAUGA